Molecule: messenger RNA, 8768 nt
Organism: Anopheles coustani
Lineage: Eukaryota; Metazoa; Arthropoda; Insecta; Diptera; Culicidae
Gene: Mhcl
Product: unconventional myosin-XVIIIa
Exons: 10
Coding region: 472-7254 (2260 amino acids)
Cellular component (GO): myosin complex
Molecular function (GO): ATP binding; protein binding; cytoskeletal motor activity
Source: RefSeq, a predicted model, not a curated record
GUGUGUAUCUAUUCCUUCUUGUUUUUGCUUCUGGAGAGCAGGCAAAGCACUAUCGAUCCGCUCGAUCGAGGAACGGAGGAAAAGGUGCAAGAUAUAAUGAAACUUAAAGUGGAUCAUGUGAUAAAGUGAUAACGCAAGGGUGGUAGAAGUGUUUAAGCAAUUCGUUAAAUAAAUAAUAAAAUCACCAACGGCCAGUUGUAAAGCGCACGCACGGUCCUAUGGUCGUCGUGGAGUGACGAAAUAGUAACGGUAAAACGUGUUUCUUUUUUUUUUCGUUGGCAUCCAACUGGUCAAAUAAGAUAAGUGCCCAAGGCGCGUCUUGGCAGGGUUCGUUGUGCCGAAGCGUAGCUGGAAAAGAAUUUGGAUAAGAUAAAAAAAGUUCACACACACACACACACACAUACGCAAGCUCAACGGAGCGGAUAAACAACAUUUCCCAGCCCGAACGUGAACGUUGUGUUGUGUGCCAAAAUGUUCAACUUCAUGAAGAAGGGUGUGGUUGGUGUGGGGAGCAGUAAUAACAAUAACAACAACAACAACAACACCAGCGGGAGUGGUGGAGGAAGUGGCGGCAGCGGAACCGGCCUAUCCGCCGGCGGAGGUCCGCUAUCGAUGAUCAGCGGUUUGUCCGGUGGCGAGGAUCGGGACGACAAGGAUCGCCGGAAGAAGGAGAAAAAGCUCCGCAAGGAGGGAAAACAGUUGCUGCUCGGGGUCGGGGGUGGAGGUGGUGGGAAUUCCGGCUCCGGAAGUAUGAGUGCGGAGGAGUUGCUGCGGCUGGAUGAGGUUCGUCGUUCGCUGAAAAUUCGUGGCCGGCGGAAAGAGAAGGAAAAGCUCCCGAGUGGGAUUACCGCGGACUACAGUGCGUCAUUUUUCGCCCAGCUGGAUGUGGAUCACCGGGAGCUGGACCGUGGUACCGAGGAAGUGCUGGCCGUCGCAAACACGACGACCUACAUCGAUCGCAAUGGCGAAAUGGUGGAGCGCGUAUCGUUUAGCAGCACCACAACGACCCACCAACCCACGUCACCGUCUUCGUACGGCGAUGGCCACUCGAUGGAUGGGGCGAUGGGUUCCCAGCAGUAUGCGCACCAGCAUCAGCAGCAACAUACGCCCGGUGGCAGUAAGACCCUGCCGCCCAUUCCACCGCGACCACCGAAGCGGGGCAUUCUGAAGGGAUCGCGAACGAACUUAGCGUCCGAUUCGGUCAUUUCGUCACCCUCCGGUCAAACGCUGCACGCGUCAACGACGACCACGACGGUGGGUGGAUCGACAUCGGCGGCCGCCAUGUUGCAGCUGCUCGCCUCGCCGUCCCCCAGUGCGGACAGUCUCACCGACACGACGACAACGACGACAAACUCGUCCUUCGCUACGCCACCGUUUUCGCUCAGCCCGGUUGGCGAGUCGCAAGGGUACGAGGGGCGCAUCGGGCGCGUCCAUCCCUUCGACGAGCGGGUCACGUCGAACCAUAGCGUGAUUCUGUCGCUUCCUCCGAUCCACAUUCAUGCGCUUCCACCGCCCCGAGAGCUGGUGAUCCAGCGACAGAAGAGUCCCCGGAAUGACUUUGGCUUCAGUCUCCGGAAAGCGUUCGUGCUCGACCGAUCACCACCGACGGCGCCAGCCAGUGCGUUCCUACAGGCACCGAAGGGUGCCGCUGGUGCGCAGAUGAAAGCAAUCAUAUUCGCCGAGCCAAGCUCGACGGGGGCAGUCCGGACGGGAUUGCUACCCGGUGAUCGGUUGUUGAAGGUGAACGGACAACCGGUGGAAGACUUGAGCCGUGAGACGAUCAUCGAGAUGAUACGAAAUAGUGGCGAUUCGGUGACGGUUCAGGUGCAACCGAUCGCGGAAUUGAUCGAACUGUCUCGUCGGUGUGUUUCGGCGGUGGGUCCGGCCAACCCGAGCGGUGUCACCGAUCGCGAUGAUUGCAACACGCUGAAGCGCAGCGCAAGCAAGCGAUUCCACAAGCAACAACAUCACGCGCACCAGCAGACGACGAAUGGGGAUCCGUCGGGUAAUGCCCUGGCCCCUGUGUUUGACGCAACGAACGGUAACCGGGGGCGUGUGUGGUUGAUCCAUCGGGGUGGGUUUACGGCGGCGUUCAAGCAACAACCUUCCCCCUCGACCGUACCGAUGCCUUCGCAUCAUCAUCAGGCGCCGGGUAAAAUCUGGAUCCGACUGGAAGCAUCCGGCGAGGAGCUGCUGAUCGACGAGGACGAUCUGGAGGUGACCAAUCCGGGCUCGUUCGAUCUCGUGGAAGACAUCUGCCAGCUGCCGCACCUGAACGAAUCGUCCGUGUUGCACGUCCUGCGGCAGCGGUACGCCAACAAUCUGAUCCACACACGCGCUGGCCCCGUCCUGCUCGUUGUCAACCCGAUGGCUCCGUUGGCGCUCUACUCGGAGAAGGUGGCCUCGAUGUUCCGCGGUUGCAAGGCGGAAGAUGAUAUGCCACCACACAUCUUCUCCCAGGCGCAAACGGCCUACCGAGCGAUGCUGGAAACGCGCCGCGACCAAAGCCUUAUCUUCAUGGGCCGUUCGGGAGCGGGCAAAACGACCAGCUUCAAACACGCACUGUACUAUCUGACGCUUGCGGCGGGAAGUAGCAAGGAUUCGUCCGCUUCGUCCGCCGUCCGUGCCCUUACGGUGGAGAAAGUAAGCGCGAUCGGAACGAUCAUGGAUGCGUUCGGUAACGAACGGUCGGUGCUGAACGGAAAUGCGACCAAGUUUACCCAAAUUUUCGCCCUCGACUUUGACCACGGGGGGCAAAUUGUAUCCGGUUCGAUACAAGUGAUGCCUAUCGAUCGGAUGCGCCCGGUUGGUGGAGGAUCCACGCAUCCCGGGCGAAACCCGAACGGCGGACCUCGGUGGAGUUUUCUGGCCGGUGUCGAUGGUGGAGCACUGCGGAAAGAGCUACUGCUGGAGCCACUCUCGGGAACGUCGGCGGCUCUUGGCAGUGGAACGAACAUCGAGCAGGAAUCGAUCGACUAUCAACGGUUGUGUCAGGCGUUCCGAGUGCUCAAUAUCGACCCAGCCGCCAUCAAGGGGAUCUGGUAUGUGUUGGCGGCCAUCCAUCAUCUCUCCCAGUCCGGUGUGGUGACGGUGGCGGGUCGGGUGCAGUUCGUAAAUCCGCGUGCCGCACAGAAAGCAGCUACGCUACUCGGGGUACCGAUGGAGGAUUUACUGUCCUACGUGUUUCCAGAGGCUGGAUCGGGUGCAGGCACGAAGGCAAGUCCCACGACGGCCGCCGUUGUGGAAGGUUUGAAUGCUUUCACCGAAGCCCUCUACACGGAACUGUUCUACACGAUCGUGGGGUUGAUAAACAAGUCCAUUACGGCCGUUACGCCGCAUCAGACGAUCGGCUCGGUGCUGCUGGUGGAUGUGCCCGGGUUCCAGAACAUCGCAAGCGUUGGAGGCAGUAGUGCUAGUACGCUGGCGGACCUUCGCUUUAACUAUCUGCACGAACGAUUGCAGUUACUGUUCCACAAUGCGAUGCUUGUGCAGCCAAGGGCCCGGUACGCGCAGGAAAUGGUGACGGUGGAGGAUCCGUUAGCUCUGACGGCCGAUGGUGGUAAUGCAGCAGCAGCAGGCGGUGGUAUCUGCAGCCCAGCGGCCAUGGUGGCUUUGUUGGAUAAAGUUCCACAAAGCCACGAACCGAGGAAGGGUUUGCUUUGGAUGCUCGACGAGGAGCAGCUGGGUGGUGAUGAUCGGGAUGCUCGUUUCUUGGAACGCCUGUUCGCUGCGUACGGGGAUCGGGAAAGCCGGGAAACGCUGUUGCUGCGUGCAAGUGUUCCGACCGGCUCGUGUGACGUCGUACUGCAGCACCUGCUUGGGACCAACCCGGUGCUAUACUCGGUUACCAGCUGGCUGAAGGAAGCUGCCGCACAGGCACACUAUCUUCCGCAGCGUGCCCUGAACUGUUUGCGUGACAGCGUGAAGCCGGAAAUCAAUGGAUUGUUCGUCGGCACGCUCGGUGGCGGUGCGAUGAUGGAUUCGUUUGCGUUCGGCGGUGUCGGGGGAAGCGGUGGCGGUGGCUCAUCCUCGCAGCAGUCCCUGCGGCGUAUGAGCAGCAUCCGGCGGACGUACGCCGGUGCCGGUGGGUUCCCCAAGCGGAACAGUGUCGUCGUGCAGGUGAAAUACACGGUGGACUGUCUGAUCGAUACGCUUCGGCGCACCGGUAUGCACUACGUUUAUUGCUACCUUCCGCAACAUAACGGCGGCACGGCGAUGGCCACCGGUGGUGUGCCCGUGCUCGAGCAACAGGCGCGACAUGACAACGGUGCCAGAGAGCAGGAGGACCUCAUCAACAUUCCAUUGCUACGAAGUCAACUUCGUGGCUCCCAGAUGCUCGACUUUGCGCGAUUGUAUCGAUUGGGUUUCCCAAUCAGUGUGCCCUUGUCGGAGUUUGUAAUUCGUUUCGGACUGCUUGCCGAAGCCGGUACGAGCGGAGGAGCGGCGACCGUUGAUAGUAUUCUUAGCAACUGCGAGGUGGACCCGUCCGUGUAUCGCAUCGGAACGACUCAGGUUUUCUUCCGUUCCGGUGUGCUGGGCGCACUGGAGGCGAAACGUGACGACCUACUGUCCGACCGGGUCAUCCAGCUGCAGGCCCACUGCCGGGGCUAUCUGGCCCGGAGGCGGUUGGCCCGGCGGCGGCUGCAGGAGCUGGCGGUUCGCUGCAUCCAGCGGAACGUGCGCGCCUUCCUGAAGGUACGCGACUGGCCCUGGUGGCGCCUACUGGUACGGGUGAUGCCGCUGCUCGCCGUCCACCGCACCGAGGAGCAGCUGAAGGCGGCCACGGCCGAGCUGCAGCAGGUUCGCGCCAAGCUGGAGAAGAUCGAAGCCGAGCGGAACGAGCUGAAGGCGACCAACCACAAGCUGGAAGCGCGGUUGAGCGACGUAACUUCGGAGUUGACGGAGGAACACUCGUCCUCGAACCUAAUCACCGAGCGGCUGGCGACGGAAACAUCCGAACGGUUGCGGCUCGAGAAGGAGGUGAAGGAGUACGAGUCGAAAUACCGCAACCUGCAGGAGUCGUCGGAGAAGAUGGAGAUGGAGCUGCUGUGCGCCAAGUCCGAGCUGAACUGUGACUUUGACGAUUGCAGCACCAUCGGCGAUUACGACGGGGAUGGUAGCGCCGACGGGCGUGACCUGAUGGGCGGCGUCGACGGAGAGGUAGCGAAGAGCUACCGGCUUCGGUACGAGCGCGUCGCGAGGGAGUUGGAGUUUACCAAAAAGCGCCUGCAAACGCAGCACGAGCACGACCUGGAGCAGCUGGUGGGCCUGAAGAAGCAGCUGGAGAAGAAGCUGGCCGACGCGUACGAGGAGGUGGAGGAGCAGCGCCAGGUGGUGGCCCAGUGGAAGCGCAAGGCACAGAAGAUGACGAACGAGAUGAACGAUUUGCGGAUGCUGUACGAGGAGCAGAACAGCCGGAACAAUCUGCUGGAGAAGCGGCAGCGCAAGUUCGACGCCGAGUGUCAGACGCUGCAGGACACGGCCCGGCAGGAGCGGCAGGCGAAGGAGCGGUUGACGCGCGAGAAGGAUGUGCUGAUGGCGGAGAAGUGCAAGCUGGAGCAAACCGUGUCGGAUGUGCGGCUCGAGCUGGAGCUGAAGGAGGAGAAGAACAAUGUGCUGCAGCGCGAGCUGGACGAGAUGGCGUUCGGUGGCGGUACGGAGGAGGAGAUUGCCCAGCUGAAGCGUCAGAAGAUGGAGCUUGAUCGGCGCUGCAAGGAGCAGGACGAAGAGCUGGACGAAAUGGCCGGCCAGAUACAGCUGCUCGAGCAGGCCAAGUUGCGCCUGGAGAUGUCGCUGGAGACGAUCCGGAAGGAGGCUCGUAAGGAGGCACAGCAGCGUGACGACGAGAUGGAGGAGAUCCGUGGUGCGUCGUACAAAAAGAUAAAGUCGCUCGAGUGUCAGCUGGAGCAGGAGCACGAAGAGCGCACGCAGCUGUUGCGAGAUAAGCACGAGCUGGAACGACGGCUGAACAGCAUCGAGGAUCAGGAUCGGGCCGAGCGGGCGGCGGAGGAAGCGAUGGUGCAGCGGUUGAAACGGGAUGCCCGGAAAUACCGGGCCCUUCUUCGUGACGCUCAGAGCCAACUGGAGCGUGCGAAGGGUGAUUCGGCAAGCAAGGCACUGGUGCGGCAGCUGCGGAACCAACUCGAGGAUGCUGAGUCUGCGCGAACGGUGGCCGUCAAGGCACGUCAGGUGCUCGAGGGUGAACUACAAGAUGCCCAGAUGCUGAUCGAGGAAAUGAUACGCGGCCGCAACGAAGCCGAGGAAAAGGCAACGUCCGCUCAGCGCGAUCGCACCGAACUGCAGGCCCAGAUCGACGAGAAUGAGGAGGAGCUGGCGGAGCUAAUGAAGAAGUAUAGCUCCACCGUGAAGCAGCUAAGCAGCGAGCAAUCCCUCAUCGCCGAAUACGAGCUGCGGCUGUCCGAGCUGGAGGGUGAGAAGAAAUCCCUCAAGGAGCAGGUGGUCGAGCUGGCCGCACGUCUCGAGAACGUGGAGACGAUCGGCGACUCGUCGAACAGCAUGCAGUUCAAGCGGUUGGAGCUGCGAACCAAAGAGCUAGAGUCGAGGCUCGAGUUCGAGCAGGCAACGCGGGCACGCAUCGAGAUCCAGCUGACCCGGCACAAGGAUUCGCUCGAGAAGCUCCAGGGCGAACUGAGCCAGGCACGCAACCGUGAGUCACAGGCGCAAGACUCGCUGAAGAAGGCCCAGAAGACGAUACGCGAGCUGCGCGAUGAGCUUUCGUCGCUGGCCAACCGGGACCAGGAGAACCUCGCCAAGCGCAAGGAUUUGGAGAAACGCAUCGAAACGGCCGAACAGGAGACGGCUUCGGCUCGGGCGGAUCUACGGCUUGCGCUGCAACGGAUAGCCGACCUGCAGCAGGCGAUGGAAGAGGAGGGCGAUUCAUACCAAUCGGAUAGCGAUACUAGCGAUAGUUCGUCGUCGAUGGAUUCGUUCCACGAGUCGACUGUAACACGCAAAUCACCGAGCGUCGGAAGUGGGGACCAUUUCAGUGUGACCACCAACGGUAGCGUCAGCAGUAGCCGAGGGGGAAGCACGAGUCUGGUCGGUGGAACGCGAGACGGUCGCAAGGAAAGCAAUAAUCCAAGAAUCACCCUCACGAUGGCGACGGGCUCCUCCGAGAACCAUCCAACAACGGCAUCCACAUCGCCAACGGCAGCAUCUUCACCAGGGACGACGACGACGACGAGGCUCAGCAACGGGAACGAUGGAACGUUGAACGAUUCUUCUUUUGCUUGAAAGUCUGCCAGCUCGUUUCCCUAGCUCAGCACCGUUCGUCACCUCCUUUUUGCCAUAUUCUAAACAACAAAACAAAAUACCAAUCGCAAAACACAAUCGGUUCCGAAGCCUCGUCGGCGACCGAUACAGGCGCAUGUCUCAGCAUCGAGAACCAGUAUCAUCUGAAAAUGUUUUACCGAACCAAACCAAAUUCACAGCGUGGUGUCUCCUAUAUAAUCGACAAAACAAAUGGUUUGCAGCGAGCAGCCAGCCACACUCUUACAAAAAUCAAUUGUGUCUAUACGCGUACAUAUUUAUACAUAUUUCUUAUACAUAUACUUACCCAUUAUGCUUAUGAUACGAUAUAUGAUAAACAAAUCGAUAAAAUGUCCGUAUUUAUUCACAUACUUUUGUGCAAACAACCUACCACUCCUAGGGGCGCGCGGUCAGAAUUGCGGACGGAAGUGGCCUCCUUUGCACAUUCGAAAAUCGAAUUUUCGCUUCAAGAAUAUGUCGAUCAUAGAAGCGCGUUAACACACUUUUCCAACCACGUGAAUCCAAGUAGGUUUUUCUUCGGUUUUUACCGUUCUCUUCCACCACCAUCAGCAUAUCGUAGGUAGAUUUUGUUUUAUUUCGUUUUUAAAUUGUAUUUAUGUGUUUUUUUAUAUAUAUAAACAUACAUACACACACUUACGUGUUUUGUGUUAUCAUAUGUAGGGUUAGAGCGUGCGUGGCUCAAUAUGUUGAUUAGCUACAACGGUAACGACUAUAGGUAUAUGAGAAUAGAAGAAUGAUCGCAGGUUUAAAAUAAAGAGGAGAUUAAACGAAACAAAACAAAACUGAAUCGAACAAAUUUUAACGCUAAAUACAGUGCGAAAUGAAUCGGUGCCCCCCCACUGGAAGAGGAUUAGUAGUUGAUGUGUGUAUCGUCUCGAGGAUUACAAGUGUACACGUGUCUUAAUUGUUGUCGCACUACUUACUUAAAAACGCUCUAGGUUAAAUAUGUUUCCCUUUGUUUCACCGGAGACCGGAAGAAGCCGGCUUCCGGUGUUCAAAUCUUUUAGCUUUCCAUCCUUCCUCUCCCACUCUCUCACUCCCCCUCUUGGAAGCCCGUCAGACGGUUGAUAGGAAUUGCGUUGGAGGAGAGGAAUUAUCAUAGCCCACGAUAGUCGCGUUAUUAUCCUGUUCCGUGCUAGACCGACAUAAUGACAUACUAUUUAAUAUUAAACAAGGAGGCACAUUUAAGCAAAUCAAAUAAUGAACAUGCAAAUGAUAGAGAUGAGCGAGAAUUGAUCAGGACGUUUACAAUAAUGAUAUAAAAACACCUACCUUCGAUACCGAUUUACCUUAGAAUUCAAAUGAUAAAACACCAUAUACUGACGAAUUAUAAACGUACUCUUACCCCACCACCUACCACCAUCGUUUGCUCCGCAAUCUUCCCUACCCUCAUGCCCUAUGCCCCCCCGUUUGUUUCCUUCCCGCCUUCCUUUCUAAGCUAUUCCGCGCUCCUUUAGCCAAUCGUAGUCAACAAAAAA